GUUGAAUAAAGCCCCUUUAAUAUCACUAAUUUUAGCUUGUUUUUAUCAAAUUACUAAUUAUUAAAAAGACUUUUAUUGAGUUUUCUAAGUUUGACUUUAUUAUUAUUAGUAUUACAUUUUUAUCUUCUUCAAUUUCAUCCCUAGCUUGGCGCCCACCGGUUUCUCUAUCUAUCUAUCCUCUGAAAACUAGGUGCCCGUGAGAUAAUAUAUUAAAUUCCUUAUCUGCCCAACUUUCAUAUUCACUUGAAAGUUUGCAUUAUUGUUUCUUAUAAAAGAGGGGAACCAUUAGUGUUCAGGGAUUAUUCCAUUCGAAUCGCAAUUUCAUCACCCUGUGAAGACAAUAAUUACUUCUCCUGGUAAGUCAUCUUUACCUGGUUGAAUCAUUUUCUAUCAUAUUUUGUUGCAGGAGUUGUGAAUCUAACUUCUCUUUGAUUGUCUAUAGCUUCUGAUCAUGUCUAUUUGAAGUACAUACAUACAAUCAACAAUGGACAUGAAAUGUAAAUGCUUAUUAUUCUUUUUGGUGCUUGCGAUUUCCCAUGGUUAUGUUGCGGCAGAGCCAGUAAAAAAAGUGAAUCCACCUGGGAUUGAUAACAUAGUCGAUGCCAGAAAUGGUCGGGAAGAAGUAACUGAAAGAGUUUCAGUGUCGAUGGUUGCACUCCUUACUUUAGCAAUGGCUGCUGCAACUGGUUUAGGUGCAGUGCCAUUUUUCUUUAUAGAACUUGAUCCUCAAUGGGCAGGGAUAUGUAAUGGGAUGGCAGCUGGGGUCAUGUUGGCAGCAAGCUUUGACCUAAUACAGGAAGGUCAAGAACAUGGUAGUGGCAGUUGUUGGGUUGUAAUUGGAAUUUUGGCUGGUGGGAUUUUUAUUUGGCUCUGUAAGAAGAUUCUUGAACAAUAUGGGGAAGUGAGUAUGUUGGACGUAAAAGGUGCAGAUGCAGCUAGAGCCAUCCUCGUUGUGGGGAUAAUGACCCUGCACUCGUUUGGGGAAGGCUCUGGGGUUGGAGUGUCGUUUGCUGGUUCAAAAGGCUUAUCGCAGGGAAUAUUGGUGACUUUGGCUAUUGCUGUUCAUAAUAUUCCCGAGGGCUUAGCUGUGAGUAUGGUUCUUUCUUCAAGAGGAGUUUCUCCGCAAAACGCAAUGUUGUGGAGCAUAAUUACAUCUCUUCCACAGCCAAUUGUUGCGGUUCCUUCGUUUAUAUGCGCGGAUGCAUUUAACAAGAUGCUACCUUUUUGUACGGGAUUUGCUGCUGGUUGUAUGAUUUGGAUGGUCAUUGCCGAGGUCCUUCCUGAUGGCUUCAAGGAAGCUUCUUCUUCUCAUGUUGCGUCUGCAGCUACCCUUUCAGUUGUCUUCAUGGAGGCCCUAGGCGUUGCACUCCAAAAUUUUAGCCAUAACUUCCAAUCUUCAGAAAAUGUAUCGGGUUUCUUCGUGUCACUCCUAUUUGGACUUGGACCAUUGCUCGGGGGCAUUAUUCUAGUGACAUUGGCUGUCGCUUUGCGCCUCAAACACGCCUUCCUAUCCAGCAUUGCCGCUGGAAUAGCAUUCAUUCUGGGUGCUUGGAGGCCAAUUCAACUCAUUCUAUCUUCAAAAAUGGAAUUCAUCCCUAUAGUCCUUCUACUAGCAAUGGGAUUCACAUUCGUCCACUUCUCCAUUACAAAAAUCUCAAAACUCGCCAGCCGCAACAAGACCACCUCGGCCCACAACUUAUCAUCAUCGGUAACAACCUUUUCCAUUAGCGCUCUGACCCUACAGUCGUUCCUAUCUUGUGGGGCCGUUGCACUUCAUGCUCUAGCCGAGGGUCUAGCCUUGGGUGUUGCCGCACCUAAAGCCUACGGGCUUGGCCGUCACAUGGUCCUCCCCGUUUCUCUCCACGGCCUUCCGAGAGGGGCUGCCGUGGCUAGCUGUAUAUAUGGAGCAACCGACAGCUGGAACGCAGCGCUGGCUGCUGCUGCCAUGAUUGGAUUUGUGGGGCCUGUUUCUGCAAUCGGGACCAUACUGUCGGGUAUAGAAGAUUAUAGCGGACUUGAUCAUCUGAUGGUAUUUGCUUGCGGAGGAUUACUACCAUGUUUUGGAAGUAUUGUUAGGAGGGCUAUAAAAUUAGAUUCGAGGAAGAGUAGUUUUGGGCUAUUUGUGGGAAUGGUUUUUGCGGCGGUUUGCCUGACCUGUACGAAGCUUGUUUGCCUUCAUACUCCCUACUGCAAUUCAGCACCCGAGGCUGUUAGAUAGAAGAAGGAUUUUUCAUGUAUGGAUUCUAAAAUUCAUUCAAACAUAAUUUUGUAUUACAAAAUUGCAAUGAUCUUAAACAUGUUAACAGACUGUAAAUAGUAAUAGAUAAUACAUAUAAAG
Molecule: messenger RNA, 2338 nt
Organism: Impatiens glandulifera
Lineage: Eukaryota; Viridiplantae; Streptophyta; Magnoliopsida; Ericales; Balsaminaceae
Product: putative zinc transporter At3g08650
Exons: 4
Coding region: 485-2218 (577 amino acids)
Biological process (GO): zinc ion transmembrane transport
Cellular component (GO): membrane
Molecular function (GO): zinc ion transmembrane transporter activity
Source: RefSeq, a predicted model, not a curated record